AUGCAUAUUCUAUCAACUAGUACCGCGGCCACAACCCGCGAGUCGAGAAGUUCGACCAUUUCUCGCUGGCUAACACACCGGGGCACCUUGAACUGCCCGAGCGAUGCACCUCGUGACACGGCCCACUCCAUUACCUCUUCAAACGUCCCAUCUUUCACAACCCUAAUCUCCAACGGCCCAAUCGAGCUAUCCCUCAACAUACGGUACACCCAAUUGAACGAUUCCUCCAUCGCCACACAACACUCUUCCCACACGGCCCGCGUGUGCCGGGACAGUCGUGGGGUCCACGCGGCUCGUGUAGUCGAGCACUCUAAUCCCGUGCGGAAGGAGAAGUCGGGCCGCUUUCUCCACCGCCUCUUGGAGCUCCGUUUCCUUAGUGUUCUCCCAAUCGAUCAACACGUCUUUCCGUCUCACGAACCGGAAUUUCGGGGCCGAGUUGUGGAAACCGGAGGCUUGGACGAUGUCGCCGAGUUGGUACCGGUAGAGCCCGGAAAACGUAGUGACCACCACCUCGUACUCCUUGCCGACCUCGACGUUGACCAAGUCAACAGGCUCCGAGCGGUCGUCGGCCGGAAAGAACUCGAAAUAGGCCAUGCAUGGCAUGAAGGUGUAGGAGACCUCGGAUGGGCGACACGUGGGGUCAAGUCCUCCGCCGUAGUAUUCGAGGGUCGGGAUGUAUUGGGCCAUUGGGCCCGUGACGAUUGUGUUGAGAUAUUUCGCGUUGGGCCAGAUUCGGGGGAUGAUCCCGGCCCAGUCGUCCCUGGCGCACUCGCGGGCUAUGAAGUCCGCCAGGUCAGGGUCGGGUCGUGCGACCCGCGGCAUGCAGUCGCGGAUCGCAGGGUCGGUCACCUUCGGGUCGAGCGACCCGGUUCGUAUGUCGUGGGUCAGUUGUUGCCAGUUGUGCUCGAGAAACUUGAUUGCACGGACGAAGCCGUACGCGAAGAGUUUCCCAAGCCAGAAAACUUGUUCGCGCGCGUAGAGGCCGCAGAGCAUUUGCGCGUACAUGCUUUGAAACGAGUCAGAGCAGAUAACGGCUUCGGUUGGGCUCGUGAAAGUAUCUUCGUUGUAAGUGAGCGCCGUUUGUACGGUGACCCCGCCUUGAGUUUUGGACUCGGCUCUCGUGAACAUGAAGUUGAGCCCUUUGCCUUUGUCCAGCCCCUCAAAAUGCCUAAGAGUGACCUGAUGAGAAAUGUGGAGAUGGGUUGA
Striga asiatica is the source of this 1206-nucleotide messenger RNA. The record is from the annotation of a GenBank genome assembly. Lineage: Eukaryota; Viridiplantae; Streptophyta; Magnoliopsida; Lamiales; Orobanchaceae.